GAACCGACAUCGCAAUUUUGUGUUUGUUUACAAUCAGAAUCAACUCAUUGCCCAUAGACAUGAUGUGUAGGCCUACUUCAUAUAUUGAAUUCAACACCUUCUAUGAUUCUGCAAUACUUGACUAAGUAUAAAAGAGCACAAAUAGAACUAUCAAAUGGAAGCAUCACCAAAAGACACACCUUCAAUAUUUUUAAACAGAAAAUUGAGAAGAAAACUUGCUAGAGAAUUUAUCAGAAGGUUUUGUAGUGGUUUCUCUGGAGGGAUCCUGCUGUUUGCUGGGGUGAGAAUAGUCACUGCGCUAUUAAGAAAUCCAUUUAGAGAAAGCCUUCCCAAGAUAUGGCAGGGUAUUUUAUCAGAGGAAUGUGCCAGGGUGGCAACCUUUUUUGGUCUCUAUCCCAGCUUGUACCACCUACUGGUUGAUGUCCUGUCUGUGUGGAGAAAAAAUGAUGGAUGGAAUUUUGGGAUAUCUGGUGGUCUAGCAGGUCUGUCUGUGGCUAUAUUGGACAAGACAAAAAGACAAACAUUAGCAUUUUUUACACUGUCUAGAGCACUGGGUGCUGGCCUUUCCACUCUAGUGGCCAGAGGGGUGAUAACUGCCAUCCCAUUUUUCGAAGUUAUGGUUUUCUGCCUUUGUACAAGUAUCAUUGUGUACUGUGUUGCACUUAGACCUCAGUACCUUAACACUGGCUACUAUAGGUCCAUUCUGAAAUGGUCACGUGACUAUACAGAUAAAAAUCUACAGAUCAUGUUCAGAGUUCCAGGGACAAGGUAUAUCACAUGUGACGAAGGGGGUCUGCAUGAAGGUUCUUGUGUACAGCACAGGCUAAAGGAUCUGUUGAAAUCCCUGCCCGGAUUUGCCAAGUUAUACCUCCCCAUCCAUGUCACUCCCAUUGUCAUAUUUAAGAGAAAAGUUGUAGCUGAGAGACCACUUUAUGUCUUGAAAUCUUUGGUGAAAAACAUGAUAUUGUCCACAACUUUUUUGGGGCUGACUGUUGCCCUGGCCAAAAUUACCAUCUGUGUCCUGCGUAAUGGCCUGCACCAGCCACCACCACUUGCUGGCUUUAUCCCAGCUUUAGGUGGUUUUGUUUGCGGGAUUGCAUUACUUCUGGAAAGGCACAGCAGAAGGAAAGAGUUAUCCCUCUUUGUCAUCCCCCAUACCAUCAACAUUUUAUACAUCGCCAUCAAACGUUCAAAGCUAGGACCUGGUCUGCGUAUACCACACGGCUUCACACUGUUGUUUGCCCUCUCCAUGAUGUCAGUGAUGCACGCAUAUGAACGGGAACCUGAGUCCCUCAGUUUGCUGAUCAAUGGACUUCUGAAAUUCUUUGUUGGGCCCAGGACAAGACCAGUCACAAAGCCCCUGUCUCAAAAUAACAAUAUAGUUUCCUAAUAAGAAGAGCUCUGAAAAUGAAAUUCAGACUAGAAGUGUCUUAUCAGUGGUUCAUAUAUAUCUAAAUUUUUUUUAUUAUCUUAGUAAAUUACUUUUACAUGUAAAAAUAUAUAUUUUAAAGCGCCUUAUUAAAAAAUGAAAUUUUCAUCUAACAUAUCCAGAUGCUUUUACAAAUAAUUCUUUGCGGGUAUAAGUUCUGUACAGUUCAGGACAGUGUGAUAUUUGUUUCAGAUUAUUUUCUAUGACUGUUUUAUGGAGCAACACUAAAGAACAUAACAUUUUUAUCUAUUUUGUAAACAUUUUUUUUUUACAAAUCAAAUGUGUAACUCAUAAAUGUUGUCCGUAACAUAUUUUACUAAACUAUAAUUUUAUUUGCAUAUGUCUUAGUAUUUACUGUUGACUACUAACACAACAUUCCUUUUAUAUCAAAUUUACUAUAUAAAAUAAAAUGUUUGAAAUGUAUGUGGCAAACUUUAUUCACUGCAAAAUCAAAUUGCUUUUUGUAGUUCUAUUCUUAUAAUCAUCAUACUAACUUUACAGUCCUUGAGUAUUACAAUUUUUACAUUGUGCAAUUAUAUUUACUAUCUUUACAUUUAAGAUUCCAUUAGUACCGGCACAUUUACUUAAAUUAAAAAAUGAAUUUUUUAUAUUAUUGUUGUACAGGCUAAACCAACUGAGAUUGUGAAAUACAGAUUUUUCAGUAUUCUUUUUAAAAAAAUAAUAACUGUCUACUUAU
This is a messenger RNA of Physella acuta, 2126 nucleotides long. RefSeq lists its product as uncharacterized. The record is from RefSeq and is a predicted model, not a curated record. NCBI's taxonomy places the organism in Eukaryota, Metazoa, Mollusca, Gastropoda, Physidae.